GGAGAACGCCAGAGUACACGCCCAAAUCCCUACCCACGUUAUAAUCAGUACAAGAAGAGGCCGUGAUUUAAAGGCAUACAAUUGCCACAACGAUCUAUUUUGUUCUAGAGUUUCUUGUUCUCCAAUGGGUUCCUCCAAGGUGCGGAACAACCACAAAGAAAAAGUAGUUCGUCGCAAAGAGGAAAAGGUUGAACAACCAGAACUACCAAAAUAUCGAGAUAGAGCUAAGGAGCGAAGAGAAGAUGUGAAUCCUGAUUAUGAAGCUUCUGAAUUGGGUUCUUUUCAUGCAGUUGCUCCUCCUGGAAAUGUUGAUCUUCUAUCAGCAGAAGCCCAAAGGAUAUCAAUUGAGAAGAGCAAGUAUCUUGGAGGUGAUGUUGAACACACACAUUUGGUUAAGGGGUUGGACUAUGCGUUGCUUAACAAAGUGAGAAGUGAAAUAGACAAGAAACCAGAAACUGAAGAUGCAAGUGAUGGAAAGCCUAGACAACCCAAAGAAGACCUUCCAGUGUCAUUUCGCACUGGACACGCAAAGGCAGUGUAUAAAUGGAUAGUGAAGCCUCAAACUACUCUUAAGCCAAAUGAGAUGUUCCUUCCUGGGCGAAUGGCUUUCAUUUUUGACAUGGAGAGUGGGUUUUCUCAUGAUAUCCCAACCACUGUUCACAGAAGCAAAGCCGAUUGCCCAGAGCCAGAGGAAAUGGUUACUUUCAGUGUUGAUGGCUCUGUUCUUGAUCGAAUUGGUAAAAUCAUGUCUUACCUUCGUCUUGGAUCAUCUGGGAAGAUUCUUAAAAAGAAGAAGAAAGACAAGGAUGUGAAAGGAAAGUUCUCGGCUGUUUCUGGUAAUUAUGAUGCUGAGAAAUUUUUAAAACCUGAAAGAGAAUUUCUGCCACCACCACCACCACCAGGUCCACCACCACCACCUCCCAGAAGCAAUCAUUCCAUUAAAAUAGAGAAAGUGGAGGUGGAACCCACUGUUGCUCGUGUUGAGGAGGAUGAUAUCUUUGUAGGAGAAGGAAUUGACUAUUCUGUCCCUAGUAAAGAUAUGAGCCAAAGCCCAUUGUCAGAAGACAUGGAAGAAUCUCCUAAAAGAAAAGAGAGACCUUCCUAUUUCGAUGAGCCAGCUUAUGGCCCUGUUCCACCCUCAGACCCAUCUCAAGACUGGCAACAAACAAAUGGGUAUGAUACUAUGCAAGUGCAAGGCUAUCAGGGAGAGUGGCAGCAGGAGUAUCAAUAUGUGGAGCAGAUGGGGUACCCUGAACAAUAUGUCCAGCAAGAUGGUCAAACGUAUGAUAUGCAAGGAGGUUUGACCAUAGAAGGGGACCCACAUUUAAUGACACAAGAAGAGAAAGAUAGAGGUUUAGGAUCAGUGUUUAAGCGAGAUGAUACAAGGCUUCAACAAUUAAGGGAAAAAGAUGCUCGUGAGAAAGAUCCGAAUUUUAUAUCCGAGAGCUAUUCGGAAUGUUAUCCGGGUUAUCAAGAAUAUAAUCGUGAGGUUGUUGAUAGUGAUGAUGAAGCUGAUUUAUCCAAAAUGGAUAUGGGUGGUCGAGCAAAGGGUCGGCUUCAUAGGUGGGACUUUGAGACAGAAGAGGAAUGGGCAACAUAUAAUGAGCAGAAGGAAGCCAUGCCAAAAGCUGCAUUUCAGUUUGGUGUGAAGAUGCAAGAUGGACGCAAGACAAGAAAGCAGAAUAAAGACCAAAAGAUUACUAAUGAGCUUCAUAAGAUUAAUAAGAUACUUGCCAAAAAGAAAAUGAACAAAGGAGGAGAUGCAAAUGAUGAUGACAGUGGUGGUGAUGAAUCACCUCAUCCUGGAAAGAAGCUCAGGGUUUGAUUGAUUUGGUAGAGGUAGUUAUGCACUACUGCUGUGUAUCUAAGCAUUAAAUUGUUUCUAAAUGCUUGUAAGUUAUAUCUCCUUUGACUUGUAUAUGGUUUUGAUUUUGGGGAGGUUAUCAUCAAUGUAUCUUAUCUCCUCAUUGACACUACGGUAU
This is a messenger RNA of Lactuca virosa, 1982 nucleotides long. NCBI's taxonomy places the organism in Eukaryota, Viridiplantae, Streptophyta, Magnoliopsida, Asterales, Asteraceae. The record is from the annotation of a GenBank genome assembly.